GAAGCCUUCAAAUUCUGGCGGCAUUGUUUCGGGUUCUAUUUCCCAGAAGAGAGAACAACAGAUCGAUCGAGUAGUGUGGUGGCGAAUUAAUAGAGUAAUUAUUGAUGGCGAUCCAGUGGGUUCCACAUCUUCUGUGUUUCCGUCCAGCAGGUGAAAACCAAGGAGGAUCCGGAUCCGGAUCCGGAUUUGAUUUGAUCUCAGAUGAUAUCUUGAUCGACAUUCUGAGGCGGCUCCCGGCGGACGCCAUUCUGCAGUGUCGCAAGGUGUGCAGGCACUGGAGGACUCUCACCUCAUCCACCCACUUCAUCAACCUCCAACACCAAACAGCCCCCUCCCUUCUUCUCGUCCAAUGCCAACCACGCCUCGGUUUUCUCGCCACGAGAAGAGACUAUUUCGUCUACGAUGCGCCUGCCAAGAAGUUGGUCAAGAUCCCCUUCCGGUCCAAGUUCGGCUUCAAGGGCCCCGACCCAGGAAUAAGAACCGAAUUCCUCUCUUUACACGACGCCUCCGGUCCCUUGCUUCACAUUAGAGCUUCGGGACACCUCUUCGUCUGGGAAAGCAGCUUUGCUUUCAACCUCAUUACCCGGCAAGUACAAGCUAUACAAGACAGAACGAUGUGCGACCGCGUGUACGGCAUAUUCUUUAACGAGGCUAGAAACGAGUACAACCAUCUGAGCCUGUGCUGUCCUUCUCAUCCUCUUCCUACUGAUGCCAUAAUGCCUCGCCGGUUUUAUUCCAGACAUGCUCCACUCAGAGCGCAGUCGUCGCGAACCGGGCCGUGUUCCUGAUGGCGGAGCGCGUUCAUGAGCGGGGCAUCAACCACUGCAUGAACGCGGUACUGGUGUUUGAGAUGGACUCUGGAAAGUUCCACACCAGGCCUCAUCCGAGAUUCGGGUUCCCCCAUGUUACAUGUCUCCAUUUCAGCCCGUACUCGUACUUGUUCGUCCAUGAUGGCCGUUUGCGUUUCUGCCUUAGUGACAGGCACCGGGGGCUACUCUACAUAUGGACUUUGGUGGACUACGCAAAGUGGUCGUGGGUCCGGAUGGGCCCCACAAUUAGUCUCCUUCACCCGGGGAGACCUACGUAUGGGGAUCGUUUCGCAAUCUGUAGCGUGCGGAAGGAUGAGUUGUUGGUGUGUUGGGUUCCGUCGCUAUUCCUCGUCAACUUGAAGGAGGGGAGCGUUGAAGAAAUAGACGUGCCACACAAAUGGCGGCGUUACAGUCUUUCUUUUCUUCCUUACCGGAGCACGCUCGCAGCUCCACAUCUACGCGGGGACAAAGGGAAA
Cuscuta campestris is the source of this 1285-nucleotide messenger RNA. Lineage: Eukaryota; Viridiplantae; Streptophyta; Magnoliopsida; Solanales; Convolvulaceae. The record is from the annotation of a GenBank genome assembly.